Messenger RNA from Pocillopora verrucosa, 3766 nucleotides. The record is from RefSeq and is a predicted model, not a curated record. NCBI's taxonomy places the organism in Eukaryota, Metazoa, Cnidaria, Anthozoa, Scleractinia, Pocilloporidae.
GUUGCGGGAACUUAUAAUAACACAGAACCUUACAAAUGGCCAUCAAGACCUAAUAUUGGCUCCACCGGCGCUUCUUCAAUGAAAUCAACAGAUGUAACCGUAAAAGAUCUGUUAGAAAAGUUGCAAGAGAUCGAAGUAAGCCUUUGGGAAGAUAAACAUGUCAACAAAUCUGCCAUUCUCGGAAUUAUUACCAUACAUCAAGAUCUUGCAUCCAUCGAAAUGUUAAAUAAGAACAACGAGGAAUUAUGUCUUGACACUUUCAAAAUUUACCCUACCAUCAUGUUUCGGAUAGUUAACGAAGAUCCAGAGUUUGUGAAGAAUACAUCUCGGAAGGUUUUAAAGGCUGCUAAUAGCUGUCUCGAUAAGAAGAACCAUGAAUUUUGGAAAAACACUUCAAGAAUGCCCGACUUGAUAGCGAACUUACAAGAUGUCUUCGUUAAUAUGACAGAGGGAAACCUUUCACUCGGAAUCGAUUAUACCCUUACAACGGAAAAAGUUUUGGCCGUGAUUAAAAGAAAACGUACCACAGCAGAGGAGGAUUACAUCAUAAUCCCUGACUACUCUGCUAUAAAAGAUGACUCGUGGAGCGAUGAUUCCAACUUUGUGAAGAUCCCUAAAGCAGCAGUACAAAGUGCCAAAGGAAAUUACACAUAUGUAUUCCUACUGUAUAAGGACGUGGAAAGUGGACUGCCGAAUUCCUUCCAAAAUGAAACUGGAGAUGAAUUCCACGUUUCCUCUCUUGUGAUGUCUUGUUACCUUGCACUUGGUGAUAAGCCUGUUUACAAUCUUACUUCUCCGGCCCUUCUGUAUUUCAAAACUUCGUCCGCCGAAGGCCGUUCAAGGCAGUGCUCAUUUUGGAAUACAAACAGAAGUUCCUGGUGGACGAAUGGCGUCAAAGAAUUAGAGUUACCAUCAAACUCCUCAAUUACUGUUUGCCUUACCGAACACUUUACCAGUUUCGCGGUUCUUAUGCAGCACACAAAAGUGGAGCUCUCCGAGGAGGAUCACCUCGCUCUAAGCAUCAUAACCUAUAUAGGCUGUGGAGUCUCAACGGGAGCCUUGAUCAUCACCGUCAUAGUAUUCUUGAGUGUCGAAUCCUUGUCAUCGAAACGACACAAAAUUCAUACCAACCUCGUGGUGUCACUCCUUUUUGCUAACGUACUUUUUUUGGCUGGGAUAAACGAAACGUCCAGUCCGGUGCUAUGUAAAGUGGUGGCAGUGUCAAUACAUUACUUCUUCUUGACUGCGUUCACCUGGAUGUUUGUGGAGGGCUUACAUUUGUACCUGAAGGUUGUCCAAGUAUUCAGAACAGAGAAUAUCCAAAUGGUUUAUUACUAUGUGUUUGGAUGGGGUUUUUCUGCGCUUCCAGUUGCCAUCACAUUUGCUAUAAAAUCAAACAGUUAUGGUAACAGUGAAGUCUGUUGGCUCUCUACUAAGGAUGGCACCAUCUGGGCCUUCAUUGGACCUGUUGUUGCCAUAAUUGCGGUAAACACAUUUGUCUUGAUAAUGGUUAUUAAAACUGUUGUCUCCUCUGCGUCCGCUGUAAAAAGCUCCGACCACGCCCAUUUAAAGGCUGGAAUCAAGGGACUGUUUGUGCUGAUGCCCCUUCUUGGUGUAGGCUGGAUUCUUGGACUAUUUGCUUUGAACGAUGGCACAAAGGUUUUCAUUUAUGCAUUUUCUAUUGUCAAUGGAUUUCAGGGCUUCCUGAUUUUCUUGCUGCACUGUGUUUUUAACGAUGAGGUCCGCCAAGCUUUUCGCCGGCAGAAAGAGAAACAUUCUCUCACAAAGGAAAAUAUAUCUCAAUAUAAUGCAUCCUUCUCACUCUCGUCGGAAUCUGGAAGCAAGAAAACGUCGAACUCCAACAGUUUUAGUAAGCUCAAAGGGAGACUUUCUUUCAAACGCAAGAGCUCAGCCAGAGUUGUUCAAGUCCAGCCUGCUAACGACAAUCAUGACGUCACCGACAGUUCGUUCCAAGUAAAACGAACCUUCCAUGAGAGUAACAGGCUGAGCGUGACGGCACAGGAAAACAAAAUGUCUUCAUUAAACUGCCCCAUGGAUUCGGAAAGAGAAGUAGCGCCCAAUAAUCAGCAGGCAGCCAUCGCAAAAGGGAAGCGGAGUCGUCCUUAAUGACCUGGCUUGAGCAGUCCACAGUUACUAAUGUUGUCACCACUUUAUAAGGAAGAAUCCGUACUUAAAUAACAAGAUGAACAUGCAUGGUUAAUCGUGAUUCUUCCUUUGAACAUUUUUUUCUUAUCAAUUUGGAUAUUGUGUUCCUAACCUACAAUGAUUUUUGACUCAUGACAACGAAAAAUAAAGUGAAUGGGUUGGUACUUUGGUUUAAAGUUCGCGUAAGGAUUAACGGAGGUGACCAGACAGAAAAAUUGUUUUGUUGUCGUACUACACAGCCUGUACUUAAUUUGACAAAAUGGUUUUGGCAACUAGCGAUUUCACCUUGAACCCUGAACUCGAAAAAAAGUAGUUAAUAGUUUUAAACAACAAAGACGAAUACUGGUAUGAAUGCAGUUUCUUUACCUUAGAUACGAACAGCAUCAGGAGGUAGUUAACAAUGAAAAGUUUAUGAGAGAGUUGAAAUAAAGAAGCAAAAGACAAUUGUCAUGAUUGUUAACGGAAGUCAUACAACAGCGUCAAAGCUUUCCUUUUCCUUUCCUGUCUGCUUUAAAACCCGUUAUUUCUAUUUUUGCGAUCAACUGAAGGUUGUUACAAUAAUAAUUUUUAUAUGAAUGUGAAAGCGAAUUUAGCAGUAAUGAAUACUGCUUGAGCAGUAGUGAAAAUAAGGCCUGAAAAAAUUCAGGCCUGUAAGGGAUUUAAUACCGACGCGGUGCUCUACCAACUGAGCUAACAAGCCAACUGGGAGUUUGUCAUUAUAUAGCGACUAAACAUCCAACGACUAAACAUUCCUCUUUUUAAAACUGCAACAGGACAAAAAACGCUUUAUUAUAAAAGUGUAUCUCUCUGGAACAAGUUAGAUCCAAGCCUUAACUUAUGUAAGAGUCCCCCUUCCUUUAGGAGAGCUCUAAAAAUCACCUUUUGAAUGAAUGUUUAAACUGACCAUAUUUUAUUUAAAGAUAUAUAAUUCGUAUUGUAGUGUAUGUAUUUUAAUUCUGUAAUCCAAUUUGUUCACUGAAAAGCCCCAGAUGGGGAUGUAUUCAAUAAAUGUAUGUAUGUAUGUAGGUUCUUAACAAACCCGUGAAGUAAUGAAUAAAUGACUGUGAACAUAUGAAAAUCAUAUAUGUGAACUGCGGAUAAAGACGUGAAUUUGAAAGCGAUCUUCGCAGUAAAGAUACCACUUGAGAUGUAGUGAAAGUAAGGCCUGAAAAAAAAUUCAUUCAAAUUGAAUUUUUUUCAGGGAUAAGUGAUUGGCCUUUAACGCAGCUUUUACGAUGUUUUCAGGUCUCUGCGCGGGGUGAAUCGAUUGCCUGCUAGUUAGUUUGUAAGGAUGGACUUUGAGCAAGCAUUUAGGAAACGAAAAAGGAACAACAGCAAACUCUAGCAGCGACUGGUUUAGAUUCCAGUGAAGUCCUCCUGCUUCUGCUCCUGACGCAAAAGCUGAUGAUUCUACAGGUGACUGCGCUUGAGCCGGGAUGACUAAAAAACAAAGAAAAACAGCAAUGUUUUGAAACUCUUAUAAAAACACCCAUUUAUUCGCCCCUAACAUACGACUUACCUCAGAAAACUUUCCUAACUUUUUCUUGAUCUACUUAACAAUGAAAACAUGCGAAACAAGUUUCUUCUGACUCUGCUUUGA